Molecule: messenger RNA, 1056 nt
Organism: Emericellopsis cladophorae
Lineage: Eukaryota; Fungi; Ascomycota; Sordariomycetes; Hypocreales; Bionectriaceae
Exons: 2
Coding region: 1-1056 (351 amino acids)
Source: RefSeq, a predicted model, not a curated record
AUGCCGGAUCUCAACACGGUACCGGCCUCCCCGAGGCCUGAUCGCCAGUCUCCAGCGCCCCAGGUCCAAACACCGUCCGUGCCAGCGUCGCCCACACUCAACAUCCUGCCUUCGAACCAGAGCGCGAUGAACGUCUCUUCGUCAACAACUGCGCACGCGCAUCCCUGGGCGCCCUACGACGCCGAAGCUGGGCCUGGACCCCUUCGCCAUCCUCGCCCACUCACGGCUGCUGAGCUCCAUAUAGAGUUGGAGAAGGAGCAAGAGGCGGUGGUCAACCGCCUCACGCGUGAGCUGUCCCUGCUACGUGCUGCCCAGAACGCAUCCGUAGCGUCGAACCACUCAUCUACUUCCAAUGCCGCCUCGACGCACGACCAACCAGCCGAGCCUUCCCUGUUGACUAGCUCGGGGUUCACAAUUCCCACUACGCGACGACACCGACGAACGUCCUCCUCUGCAUCGCAGCAGCUCUCCUCGUCCUACAACGGUCGAAAUGCCAUGGCCAUGGCGAGGCAAGACAGCAACGCCUCUCGACGGAGCCGUGGCCCGUCGCCUGCGCCGCCUAUGAGCAGCAGCCUCGACCCCUCCAGCUACUUCCAGCAGCAACGCAUGCCGCCGCCGUCCGCUAUUCCCAUGACAGGAGGGAGCGCCACACCCAUGACAGCGAGUGAAUCACAGCUGAGCCCGGGCAUAGUGCCAGCGACGGCACGCUACGAGGAGACGCAGUAUCACAAGAAUGAGCUCGAGUCUACCAAGAGGGAGAAUGAGAAACUCAAGCGGAAGAUUAGGGAGCUGGAGAGGACGCUGCAGGAGAGGGCGCGGGCCGAGCGGGGCGCUGGUCACACGAGGAGUGGUAGCGCGAGCACGACGAGGAGCCUGAGUGUGGGCGUGGAUCCGGGCGGCGGCACCGCCAACGUCGCGGGGCCGCGCGACCGGGGUAGGAACAAUACGCUGCACAGUGUCACGAGCGUUGGCGUUGGCGUGCCGGAGGAUGAGGUCAGGGUCGGGGAGAGCGCCUCUAGUGCUGGCGUAGGCAAUGCCAGGGCCAACCCGCGGUGA